Molecule: messenger RNA, 1490 nt
Organism: Protomyces lactucae-debilis
Lineage: Eukaryota; Fungi; Ascomycota; Taphrinomycetes; Taphrinales; Protomycetaceae
Product: carbohydrate esterase family 9 protein
Exons: 1
Coding region: 34-1236 (400 amino acids)
Biological process (GO): N-acetylglucosamine catabolic process
Molecular function (GO): N-acetylglucosamine-6-phosphate deacetylase activity
Source: RefSeq, a predicted model, not a curated record
AAUAUAUAUCAACUUCAAAGCUCAAGCUGCCGUAUGUCUCGGGAACAUGACUGGCUCACUCUGAGAAACUGCUCCAUCGCAUCAGAAGGCAAGCUGACACCGUCCUGCCAAGUCGUGAUUGAUGUGACGGGCGGCAGUAUCGCUGAUGUACGAGUUGUCAAGCAGGAUGACUUUGACUUGACCAUCCACCGAGCUAGGGAUGUCGACUGUCGCGGCCACAUCUUGACUGCUGGCUUCAUGGAUCUCCAGCUGAACGGAGCGUGGGACUUUGAUUUCUGUACAUACUCGGAAGACUACAAGGACAAGCUCGAGGAUGUCUGCAGACGACUGCCUGCUCAUGGCGUCACUGCAUUUUGUCCGACUCUCAUCACCUCUACUGCUGAGAUUUAUAAGCAGGUGGUACCGCUACUUGCUCCUCGGCAAGUCGCCAAAGGUGCUCAGAUCCUGGGCGCUCAUCUGGAAGGCCCGUACCUGAGCCCGGAGAAGCAUGGCAUACACAAUCCGGACUGGAUGAAACAAGCAAGCACAUCCAUGGAAGAGACCUAUGGCAAAGACUAUUCCAGCUCGACAGCUAUCGUCACAAUCGCGCCAGAGAUGGACGGCUUGCUGGAUAUUGUCUCUAAGCUUGUAAGUCAGGACAUCGUGGUAAGUCUCGGCCAUAGUGCUGCGCCAAUUGCUAUUGCUCAGCAAGCACUUGAUCGAGGCGCAACGAUGCUGACGCAUCUAUACAAUGCUAUGCCGUCACUUCAUCACAGAAAACCAAGUCUUAUUGACUUGCUAGGGCAACGCACGGCACCCUUCUUUGGCCUCAUUGCCGAUAACAUCCACGUCUCACCUUUUGCUGCAGCACUCGCCUACAAGGCCAAUCCGGAAGGCUGUUGUCUGAUUACAGAUGCGAAUAGUCCCCUUGGCAUGGCUGAUGGCACGUACACCGGUCCACACGGUAUGCAGUUGACCAAAAAAGGAGAAGCGGCAACCAUCUCAAAUGGUGAUAUUGGAGGUGGAGCUUCCUCACUUGAUACGUGCUUCAGAAAUCUCCUGAAUGCGAGCCAAGCAAAGAUCGAAGCUGUGGUGCAGACAGUCAAUGAGAAUCCUGCUCGUGUCUUGGGCCUCAAGGAUCAAGGACAAGUACGUAAGGGUUACAUGGCAGAUCUUGUUCUCAUGACAGCUGAAGGAGAUAUUCUCAAGACAUUCAUCCGAGGGCAAGAGGUGUACAGUGCGACACAAAAUUGGUGAGUAAACUACAUGUACAUUGUACAGACAGUACAGUAAAAGAAAACGUUGUCAUCCGAUCUGAAUAUCACUCUCUCUACUCCUUCAACUCCUUGACUUUGCCAUCCUGUGAUUCAAGUGACGAGCUGCGACUGAGUUGAGAGAUGUCAAAGCCAUUAUCUUGUAGGUAAUCCACGAAAUCGCAAUCUUCCUGCUGAAUGCAUUCCUGGCUCAAUUCCGACACGAAGAAGAAGGCAACCAUGGCAGCACAAAUAGCC